AUGUCACCCGCUCGAAGAAGCAACAAGAAUAAAGGCGGUGGUCUCAUCAACACACUUAUAAACAAACUGCCGAUCGAGCUUCACGUGCCUGGUUAUCAAUACUGCGGGCCUGGUACAAAUUUGAAAAAACGAUUAGCUCGAGGUGAUAAAGGUAUAAACCUACUGGACUCUGCUUGUAGAGACCACGACAUAGCAUACGAGCGUAGUAACUCUAUCACAGAUCGUAACGAAGCUGACCAUAUAUUAGAACAAAGAGCCUGGGACAGGUUCAAGUCAAAAGAUUCUAGUUUAAAAGAAAAAGCUGUAGCUUGGGGCGUGACUACUGCCAUGAAGGCAAAACGAAAAAUCGGUGGAGGUUGUGGAUACAAAGUGGCGAUUAAAGCAGUCAAAAAUGUUAUCAAGAAAAAUAUGGGUGAAAAAAACUUGUUGAAAUUGACCAAAAAAUGUUUAGCUGUUGCACGAAAAACAUUUAAAACUAAGAAGACAAAAGUUCCACGAACAAUAAAUAUUCCGAAAAAAGGCGGUGUGUUACCACUCAUACCGAUUUUCACCGGGUUGUCAGCUCUGGGAGCCCUGACUGGAGGCGUAGCCAACGUUGUGAAGGUUGCUAAUGAAUUUAAUAGAAACACUCCAUCGCAUUUAGGCAAAGGGCUUUAUCUCACUCCGUAUAAAGGCAACUCAUACAAAAUAGAAACACCACAAAAAAGUGGUGGGAGUGUAAUAGCGAAAAAAUAUAGAAAGUCAAAAAACUAA
Rhopalosiphum padi (bird cherry-oat aphid) is the source of this 753-nucleotide messenger RNA. RefSeq lists its product as uncharacterized. Bases 1 to 753 code for a protein of 250 amino acids. Lineage: Eukaryota; Metazoa; Arthropoda; Insecta; Hemiptera; Aphididae. Gene Ontology annotation, molecular function: A2-type glycerophospholipase activity; structural molecule activity. Gene Ontology annotation, biological process: arachidonate secretion; phospholipid metabolic process. The transcript has 2 exons. The record is from RefSeq and is a predicted model, not a curated record.